AUGGGUCUGAAAAUUCCCAAUUUGAUUGAAAUAUUCAUACUGAGUAUAUUGGUGGAAAAAAAUCUUACAUCGACGGACUCUGAAGCAUAUCGAGUCACCAGAAUCGAAACUAUGGAGGCCUGUUUAGAAUUGCUGAGUAGUUUAUCUUCAGGGAAACUGUCGCCUCUAGCUACGAUCCUCAAACAUGGAGCUGUCCUCUUGGUGGGAGCGCAAGAUGAGAAGAUUAAAAAAGCAGCGGAAGAUUUACUGCAGAGGAUGAAUAUUUCCUAUAUCGAUCAUGAUGACUACUAAAUUUGCAAUUUUCGAGAAAAUAUAAAAACUACGCAACACCUAUUUCGUCGCCCCCGUUAAAAAAUUA
Messenger RNA from Phaedon cochleariae (mustard beetle), 358 nucleotides. Lineage: Eukaryota; Metazoa; Arthropoda; Insecta; Coleoptera; Chrysomelidae. The record is from the annotation of a GenBank genome assembly.